CCUGCGUAUGCCCGGAGCCUGCUGGAGUCAUCUACACAGAGGAAGCAGAAAGGACACUGUCCCCAGCCUGCUGGAGAGCAGACCUGCCACCUUCCCGGCUCCCAGCUGAAGCCUGGCCAGGGACGAGCGGGUGAGAAACCAGCAAAGCCAGGAUCAGAUUGCAGCAGGCUCCUCCUCCAGAGACUACAGAGAGGGAAGGAGAGGCGGGGAGCUGGAGCCAGCAACUCCAGGCUGCCUACCUGCACCUUGCCAGGCAGGCUGGGGACCGCGCAGGGGACCAGCAUCUUCUCAUCCCACAUCCCAUGGGCUGUGCGGGCUACCCCGGGCACAUCCCCGCACCGCUGCCCACCUCCUGCCCGGCAUGGAGAGCCUGAGCUCCAGCCUGAAGAAGAAAGCCACGGAGCAGCACUACAGGGCCGAGGUGAUGAUUGCUGGAGAGCAGCUGAGCCUGGCAGAUAAGGAGUUAGUGAUAGGAGUCUUCCUAGGGUCUGGAUGCCCAACAGGCAGCAAUGGGGAAACUGAGGCAGAGAGGCUGGAUGAUGUCUCAGUCUGCGACGAGCACUCGGACUACAAGGACGCCAAGCUGCUGUACCGCUUCCGCAAGGACGACGGGACCUUCCCUCUCAGUAAGGACGUGAAGGUGUUCAUGAGAGGGCAGAGUCUUUACGAGAAGCUGGUGAGCGUGGAGGAGUCAAUUCUGAAGGUGAGAGAGGAGAAUUCGGUGAAGUACCAGAGGACUUUCUUGGGCUGCGAGAUGGUCGACUGGCUCGUUCAGGAGGGAGAAGCGGAGAACCGAAAGGAAGCAGUGGAGCUGGGACGGGCGCUGCUGGAGCAUGGGAUCGUUCAGCACGUCUCCAAUAGGUAUCACUUCUUUGACAGUGACAUCCUCUACCAAUUCUGGAUCAACUUUCGCCGGAGGUGCCGUCUCACAGAGUUACUCAAUGAGAACUCUUCUCGCGCCCUCUCGGAGAGCCCGGACAGUCCCUUCUGUCUUCGCAAGCUCAAUCCGGACCCAGGCAACACCAGCUUUCUCUCUGUCCAGACCAACAAGGAGAUCAAAAUUGUCUCAGCGGUUCGAAGGAGCAGCAUCACUUCCCUUGCUGGAAACUCCAACCCCUACUUCAGCACUACUCCUGCGCUUGUAUUCCCUCCUGUGGCUGAGUGCAACCCCAAAUCAGUGUUAAGGAGACCCGUCACCAACGAAGAGCUCCUGUCCCCUGGGGCCCCUUACGUCAAGAAAACACUAACUAUUGUGGGGGAUGCAGUGGGCUGGGGGUUUGUGGUCCGGGGAGGACGACCUUGUCACAUCCAGGCAGUGGACCCAGGAGGACCCGCUGCUGCGGCAGGGAUGAAGGUGUGCCAGUUUGUUUUCUCAGUGAAUGGUGUGUAUGUUUUGCAUCUGGACUAUCAAACCAUCAGCAGCCUCAUCAUGACAGGACCACGAACUCUCGUGAUGGAAGUCAUGGAAUCCGUUGAAUGAACAAAGGAGUCUUCAUCCCACGGCUGUUUGGAAAGGCAGGACACUCCACUCAGCAAGGACGGACUGUGGGGAGGGACCAAGCUUGACCAUUCACUGUGAAAUGUUAACCAGGCGUUUUAAUAUAUUUUCAAAUAAAUACAUUCUAAUG
This is a messenger RNA of Athene cunicularia (burrowing owl), 1628 nucleotides long. RefSeq names its product DEP domain-containing mTOR-interacting protein-like. Gene Ontology annotation, biological process: intracellular signal transduction; negative regulation of TOR signaling. The coding region runs from base 362 to 1480 and encodes 372 amino acids. NCBI's taxonomy places the organism in Eukaryota, Metazoa, Chordata, Aves, Strigiformes, Strigidae. The record is from RefSeq and is a predicted model, not a curated record. The transcript is spliced from 9 exons. Gene Ontology annotation, molecular function: protein binding.